Aspergillus nomiae NRRL 13137 is the source of this 588-nucleotide messenger RNA. Its product is annotated as bZIP transcription factor. The record is from RefSeq and is a predicted model, not a curated record. Bases 1 to 588 code for a protein of 195 amino acids. Lineage: Eukaryota; Fungi; Ascomycota; Eurotiomycetes; Eurotiales; Aspergillaceae. Gene Ontology annotation, cellular component: nucleus. Gene Ontology annotation, biological process: regulation of transcription by RNA polymerase II. The transcript has 2 exons. Gene Ontology annotation, molecular function: RNA polymerase II transcription regulatory region sequence-specific DNA binding; DNA-binding transcription activator activity, RNA polymerase II-specific.
AUGUUGGAGACCCAGUCUGAGCGGCAACCGGACGCUGCUCAUAUCCGAGCUGAUCCCCUGCUUCCCUCGGACCCGCCAGUUUCUACUUCUCUGACGGCAUCGUUCGGCCCAAUCGAAGAUACUGCCCUCUCGAGACUGUUCAGUCCAUUAAAUGCAUCGUCUACGGGGGCCGGAUUCAAUGAUUAUCAUGAAACUCAUGGUGAUAACCACGUCUCCCACCAGGAUAGUGUAUCUCGGCAACAGAACCUCGGCUUAAUCAAUAUCGAAACUCCACCGUCGAACACUACCGCGGCAGACGCACUACCCGGUCAAGAAUAUCCACUAUCCUCUGAAGUAUCCAGCGCCGGUCGUUCUAAGCGCAAAGCUGGCACUCUGGAAGAGGACUCUAGCGAUGAGAAGGCCACGACGGCCAUCAAACGCCAGCGCAACACCAUGGCGGCACGGAGGUACCGUCAGAAGGGACGUGAUCGCAUUGCUGAGCUGGAGUGUGCUUUGAGAGAUGUGGAGCAGGAGCGAGACGAGCUCAGGCUCCAGCUGGCGAGGAGAGAGGCUGAAGUGGCUGCUUUGAAGGAGAUGUUGAGGGGGUAG